AAUAUUGUUAUGAGUCACAAUUGUACAUGGUAAAUUGUGAUAGUACAAUGUUGGCUACGCCGAUAUUGAAUUGUCUGUUGGAGGGAGUUUGGUGCGUAGGAUUUAGGUUGAAUUGUAGUCUGGCGAUAGUCGUGAGUAUGUGUUGUAAUUUGUAAGGUCUGAAUUAAAAUGGCUGAAGAUGAUACCCUUCCAGCAAAUGCAGUUAUUGUGUCAGUGAUGCAUAUGGUUGAUCCUUCAACACUCUGGGUCACUGAAUCACCUCAAAAGGACAUGUCAAAAGAUAGGGAAGAACUUAUUCAUCUUGAAGAAAUGCUUUCAGGGCAUUGUCGUCGUAGUUCAUAUAACUUCCAGGGGAUGAACUACUUGCCUGAAGAAGGAGAGCUGGUUGCUGUUCAGAAUCCUGAAACAGGUCACUGGCACAGAGCACAAGUGGACUAUGUACUACAUGUGACUAACGGCUAUAUAUAUAAAGUGUUCCUUGUGGAUCAUGGUCUCCCAUUUGAAGUGCGCAGCUCUUCAAUUAGGAAGCUGCCUGCAGCCUGGAAUAACUUUGAUUUCCAAGCAUUCCAAGUUGUGCUUUAUGGCAUUAUUCCUACAACAGUAGGAAUGGACUACCAGGAUAUGAAAAUGAAGAGAGAAGUUGCAAGUAACUGGUCAGCUGCAGCAGUGAAGUUUGUCAAGCGUCUGCUGGAAGAAUCCACCAAGUCAUGGCUUGUAUACAAAAAGAAUGUCAAAAAGAAGAUAUAUGGUGACUUGUUUCUAGAACUGUCAAAUGGAAGCAUAAGUCUGAGUAAGGAGCUGUGUAGUCAAGAAUAUGCAGUGUUUUCUGAGGCGCUUUUUGAAGAAGCAUUGAUAAAGUCUGAUACAAAGCAAGAAGAGUUUGUUUAUAGGACACCUUCCCCACAGGUUCCAGUUUGCACAGACAGUAGGAACCAAAACACUAGUCCUGUGCCUUCAUUAAGUAACAAGAUUGAACAUCGCCAGAUUCGAGAUUACAUUCGAGAAUGCAGUGUUAAACGGGCAAAGAUAGAGGAACAGAAAUGUAACCAGACUGAUAAAUGGAGAAGAGAUGUUGAAGCAGCAUCUGUGGAUACACAUGAAGAUGGUGAAUGUUUUCAAAGCUACGGUAAACAACCACUUGGCCGCGGAAUGUCAAUUCUGAGCAGGAAAGAAAUCUCACCUGGUGUGCGUUCAAAAUUAACCCCAGCGAGUGUUGAGCAAGUGGGGAAGUGGAAUGAAGUUAGCAGUUCUGAAAUUUCGCACGAACAUGAAAUAAAAUCAUCGUCAUUGCUUGGUCUCUUGGAUCUAAUUGACUUUAAUUCAGAUCAUGACAGCAUAUCAGUGAGUGAGUUGAAUAAUGCAUCACAUAAGUCACUGUUUUCUCAUGAGAAGAACUCUUCAUUUACAGAGUACAUUCCAGCAGGAGGAGAUUUAGAAACCUUUAAUAAAAGGUCAAAGAACCAGAGAGACUUCAACAGUUCAUCUGUAAUAAACAGGGGGAGGUGUUCUAUUGAUGUUGAAAAUAACUCUCAUUCACCAUCAUUUAAGGAUCCAAAGAAGUAUGAUUCUGUUCCAGACAUGUUGCCACAAAGUAUAUCAUUACACACAGAAAGAAAUGAAGUACAAAGCUCAGUUGUAAUACAUUCAGAAUAUGGUGAAGAAAUUGGUGUUAAGAAACAGCAGAGAUCAUUAUCAUUGCUCAAGUGUGUGCAAACAGAAACGAACAGUGCUAUUAAAAACAGUGAUAAUAAAACAGAAAAUGUUGGUGGUAUACAGUGUGACAUUAAACAGAAAGAUAUCACUUCAGUUUCUACCACAAGUUUCUUUCAGGACAUUGUGAAUAGUAUGGAAAGAACAGCACAAUCUAAGAGACAAAAUCUGCUUGAUAAUUUGAAGAAAAAUGCUCAGUCUGUGAGCAGUAUUCCUGAUGUAACAGCAAAACUCCCUCAAGCUGCACUUACUGCUGUGUUGAAACGAGAAACAUCAGGGAAUGAUACACAGAUCAAGUCGAAUUCACUUGCAAGUGUAGAAACAUUACCUUCAGUGCAGAUUGAAACACUCUCCACAGCGUACAAGAUUACUGAUCGACUUCAGACAUCUCGGAUUCUUGUGCAUGGGGAUAUGUGUUUUAGGACUAUUCAGUCGAUAGCUGAAGCAAACUUCCCCAUGGAAAUCCAUCAGGCUCUUGCAAAAAUGGAUUUUAAGGCCCCUAUGCGCAUUCAGACUUAUGUGUGGCCAGCAAUUAUGCGUGGACAAUACACAGUUUUGGUCGGUCCUCCUCGAUCUGGCAAAACUGUCGCUUACCUUAUACCACUUGUGAGCUUCAUGUUGACACCAGAUGUUUAUUCUGACCUGCCUCCCGGGAAUGGACCGCUUGUGCUGGUCCUCUGUUCAGGUAGCAGGAGUGCCCAGUUUGUAUACGAGAAGUGUUGCACGCUACUAGAACUCUCAAACCAAAAUAAAGUAAGAGUUGAGAUAGCCUAUGGUGGGGACAGAGAACGUGAUUUGGAGGUCUUUCUUGCAAAUGGUUGUGAUAUUCUUAUUUCUACUCCACGUUGCUUCAUGCGUCUUCUGCGCUGUAGUCGUUUUAUCACCAACAUGGAACGCCUUGCACAUCUGGUUUUGGAUGGAGUGGAUAUCCUAGCUGAAAAAUUUCUUCCUGAGUUGAAGGAGUUAAUUGCUGAAUGCAAAAAGAUGUUGGAGCGGCGAUCAAAGGUGGAAAUGCCUGUUCAGGUGAUAGCUACCUCAGAAAAGUGGUGUCCUGCCGUGGAACAGUUCUCACAACACAUAUCACAGAACUUCCUUGUCUGUAUCAGUGGUUACCUUGAGGCUGCUGUAUAUGCGAAACUAAAGCCCACCCUCCACUUUCUCAGUGCUAGCAGCAGGCCUCAAGUAGUGUUGGACAUUCUGGAUGGAUACCAAGGCCUGUACAAGACUGUCAUCGUGUGCCAGUCAGUUGCAGAGGUCAGUGAUCUGGUGCAAGUUCUGGAGUCACAGUGCUAUCAAGUUCUGGCAGCACAUGAAGAUAUGACUCAAUGCCAUAAUAGUGAGAUAUGCUACCAUUGGAAAUGCUCUGUUUCGGGUGUACACCCGGUACUAGUGUGUACAGAUGAGGUUCUGCAUGAACUGGAUGUGUGUGAUGCUAUGUGGCUGAUUCACUACAGCCUGCCCCACACUAAGACAGGUUUUGGCUUCCGGUUCUCCUGCCUCAUGGACAACUAUAACAGUGUGUUUAAAAAGUCGACAAGUAAAAAUGACUCUUCAGGCUGCAAAGUUCACAUCUUUGCUGACAAGGACCAAACAACCAGAGCCCUACCUGAAGUGCUUCACUUUCUGAAAAGGCUUUCUGUUCCCAUUGCUCCUGACAUUGAAGCGAAGGCACUGGAAAUUGUACGCCAAAAGGAAUCUCAGAAAUGUAGCUUUCCUCUCUGCUACUAUGUAAAAGCUUUUGGAGAAUGCAAGGAAAGAAUGUGUAGAAGCCGUCAUAUUAUAUUGGACGCUGUUGACAGACCUUCCAGUAUUCCUACUUGUGGUCAUGUGAAAGUAAAGAUUCUCCAUGUCCACAAUGCCAGCAGUUUCUCUGCUCGCCUCUUGGAGCACACUGAUGUUCAUGGAUGCACAGUUCCCAUACCUGAUGAAUACUUGGCAGUUAACAUGGCAGUGUAUAUGCAUUACAGUAAUGAGAGUAACAGGCAGUUGCAUGGAGUCCCAAAACUAGGAGAUGUCUGUGCACUGGAGAGCAAGAUUAACUUCUUCCAACGAGUUCAAGUUGUAGAGGUUGUGAAAGAAGACAGCAAACACUUUCCUGAAGUACUGAAAGUCAAAUUCGUAGAUGAAGGGACAUUUAGUGUUGUUAAGGUAUACCAGCUUCUUGCCAUGCCUGCAGACCUACAGCGACUGCCUCCUCAAGUGAUUGAUAUAUUUCUGUGCAAUGUGUUGCCAUGUGAUCUGGACACUGACUGGAGUAAGACAGCAAAUUGUAGGAUGAAAGACUGGAUUAAUGAUACUAACAGUGGAGAAGAGGAUGGAAAAUUCAUAGUUGGAAAGGUGAUGCUGAGUGCAGGACACACUCUCUGGUUGGACCCAUUAGAAUGUCGCAGCUACCUUAGCCGUUUGGAUACACAUGUUCUGGAACUGUCUCUGGGCAAGAAAUUAGUGAAGUGCGGACUUGCUGUUAAGAAUCCAAGUCAUUUGAAUAAAUUGUAUGAACUCUGUCUUGCAGGAGGACUCUCUGUUCCUAGCUAUGAGAAAGUUCCAGCUUCGAAAAAUGUUCAAACCAAAAUUCAAACAUUACCAUCACCUCAGUGGGCACAACCAGACACAGAAAUAUUCGAAGAAAUUAGCAUUAUUCAUGCACAUAAUCCACAUCAGUUGUUUAUUCAACGCUGCAAGUUCAGUGAUAGUUUGGAGAGGUUAAUUGAUGAAUUGCAGAAAUGUGUGAAGACCAAACCGGAAGAUUUCCACCUGGAGAAAGGCACUUACUGCCUUGGUAAAUUCCCAGAUGAUGGUCUGUGGUACAGAGCACGCGCGGACCAGCUGUUGGAAGGUGACCGUGCUUUGUUGUUCUUUGUAGAUCAUGGUGAUAAUGCAUCUGUCAGCAUAGAUGAUAUUGCUCCCAUAACAGAGAUGUUGAUUAAACAACUACCAUUUCAAGCCAUAGAAUGUUCCUUAGCAGGCGUUAAGCCGCUAGAUGAAGACACCUGGUCUGAUGAAGCAACAGAUAUGUUGUAUGAGUUUAAUAAUAAUUCUAGUUGUCUAUUUUGUAAGGUUUGUGAUGUGAUGAAGACUGCAGUGUGCACUGGAGGGGGAAAGUACAAGGUUGUGCUUAUGGAUACAAGCACUGAAGUAGAUAUCUAUUUGAACAGGGUAUUACUUGAAAGGAACCUGGCUUUACCAGACAAUAUAGAACAAAUCUUUGAGAAUUUAGAUCUUGUACGUUCAAAGCAAGCUGACUCAAGUGAAGAAAGUGGUGUGGAGAUUGAGAAAUCUCAACUUAUUGACCUUUCUGGUAUUAGUAUUUCUCAGCAUUCCAAAACAAAUGCAAUUAUACCAUCAGGAGAAGAAUCCAUUUUGGAUACAAACUAUGAUGAUGAUGAUGAUGAUGAUGAAUAUGAUAAUAUGUAUGACAAUGAUGAUAUUCAAAAACUCCUCAUUGAAAUCCUGGGUCUCAACACAAACUGCGAACCAUCCAUGACUGCUUUGCCUGCACUUCCUUCAUCACAUGACCACAGCACUGACAAUGCAGCCUACAGUUCUUCUAAUUAUUUUUCAUCUGAUGAUGAUAAUGAUACAGAUUGCAUGUUUCCUUUAGUGCGUUCAACAAGAACACCACAAGUGCUGUGGCACCAGAAUGAUUCUACCAUUUACGUGACGAUUAUGAUCACAGGUGUGCUGAAGUACCACAUUAAGUGGAAUGUAACGCAUUUACAGUUCAGUACUAAUGUGAAUGGACAAGUGUAUGAGGUGACACUGGACCUGUAUGGCCCAGUCAAUGCCUCUAGUAUGACUCAUAUUGCUAAGGGAUUUUUUGUACAUAUCAAGAUGAUGAAAACUGUAAUUGGUUUUGAUUGGCCACGUCUUCUUUCUUCACACUACAAACAACCAUGGCUGAAGUUGGAUUUGGAGAAGUACAUAAAUGACUCUGAUAGUGAAGACGUAACCGCGAAAUCAGUUUGUAGCAAAGCUCUAAAACAAUUACUUUUGCCAAAUAAGGAAGUUCAAAUUGCUGACACAGGUUUGAUUGCUAGGGCUAAUGUGGCUCGUAUUCCUGUCAGUAACUUUGAUGAUGAUGAUGAUGAUGAUGAUGAUGUUGAUGACGAUGAUGACUCAGAUGUGAUGGAAACAUCUUACCCUUAUGACUCAUUAAACUAAAGGAAGUGUAAGAUGAAUUAUAUUAAAUUUGUUUAAUUUAACUCUACUUUAUAUUCCUGAGAACUCUCCUUUUGUAUGUUAGAACUUUUAUACCUCAUUGUCAUAAUAUAAUAUGUCUGCUGUUGAAUAUGUUGUGUUACAAAUUGGAUAUUACAAGUUGGAUAAAAUGUUUUUAUUAAAACCGAGGAAAACUAAUUAUCAUA
Messenger RNA from Zootermopsis nevadensis, 6074 nucleotides. RefSeq names its product putative ATP-dependent RNA helicase TDRD12. NCBI's taxonomy places the organism in Eukaryota, Metazoa, Arthropoda, Insecta, Blattodea, Termopsidae. Gene Ontology annotation, molecular function: ATP binding; nucleic acid binding. The record is from RefSeq and is a predicted model, not a curated record. Gene Ontology annotation, biological process: germ-line stem cell division.